AAAGGAAGCAGAAAUGAGAUCUACAAUGAGAUCUAUAUAAUCAAGGUUGUUGUCACAGCAGUUGCUGUUAGCUGUACAGGGCAAGUGUGCUCAAUUGCCACAAUGAGGAAUCUUGUAAAAAUGGACACCAUAGUCUUCUGCCUGCAGCUACUGGAGGAGGUGGUUAGAGUGGGCACACAGCCCCUCCCCUGUCCCCCGGGGACUGAAGGAGAAAAGAGCUUGAUCCAAAAGGAGGAUUGCAUUGUUUUGUAACAUGCAGUUGCCUUUUUGUCCUUGCUCAUGAACUGGUGGUGGCCUCAAAGUUGGACAGCUCAACCCCUGAAGAGCCCCUCUGAGAGUCACCCCACUGCAUCCACUCCUGAGGUAUCUGCGUGCAGACUCACGUGGUGCCCAUACGCACUGUACUGUGUGGCUGUGGUGUGUAAUCAAGUGUGCUGUGACCAGGGGCCCAGGCUAGCCAGGCUUACCAGAGCAGACAGAUGGUGGCUAGUGCUUAAAAAAAGGAUACACUUCGGGAGAAAAAAGGACAUUUCAGAUAAAAUCACAGAUGCAAAAGCUGGUGUAUAUAGGUAGACAUGAGAAUAAAUUUCAUCCGCCCAUAUGUUCCACACAUGUGUUAGGUCCUGCUAUGUGCCAGGUGCCACCAACCCCUCAGUAAGUGUAGUGAGGAAGAGUCCCUGAGGGAGACAGUCAUGCCAGGACCUUUGGAUUUCCUGUCUCCACCACAUGGAACACUCUUCUCCCAAGUCUUUGUGAGGCUCACCCCCUCACUUCAUCUAAGCUUCCGUUCAAAUGUCAUCUCCUUGCAGAAGACUUCCCCGGUCAGCUCAUCUAAAACAGCGUGGCCUCAGUCCCUCUGUCCAUUUAUCUUGCUUUGUUUCUCUCCAUAGCGUUUGUCAGAUAUGAAAAUGAGGAUUUGUAUAUUAUCUUUUUUUAAAAAAGAUUUUAUUUACUCAGGAGAGACACAGAAAGAGAGGCAGUGACACAGUCAGAGGGAGAAGCAGGCUCCAUGCAGGGAGCCUGAUGUGGGACUUGAUCCUGGGAAUCCAGGAUCACACCCUGAGCCAAAGGCAGAUGCUCAACCGCUGAACCACCCAGGCGUCCCUCUUUGCUAAUUAAUAAAGUUUAAGGCACAUAACUUUCAAGUAUGUCAUCCAUUCUAUUUCAGUGUCAACGUUUUAUGUGGACUUGGGAGGCAGAAGUGUGAAUCCAUAAUUUUUUUUCUUCAAAGGAGGCAUGCUGAUCCAGUGGAAAGGCUCAGUAGUGUCAUUGCUUCUGCCGGCUCCGUAAGUGAGGCAUAGCACCCUCUACAUAAUAAAAACCAAAAACAUGGAGACAUGGUUGGCCUAGUCACAGUGCUGAAUUUACAAUGUUGAAGAGACAUUCUCACCAUCCUUUGAGGAGUUUUUCACAAAGUAUUUUUUCUUUUGAUUAUUCACAAUGGAUCUGCUCAUUUUUGCAUGUUGCCUUCCACCCGUUUUACUUAAUUGUGGUCACAGUGCCUACACUUUUUCUUACUAUUUUCAUGACCUAGCAAAUGUGUUUCUGUAGAAUCCUUAGGAAAAUUUUAAAUGACAUGUAGAUGUGCACCCUUAUCAAAGUCUACUUUUGUUAGGAAAUUUGAAAAUACACAAAAAUGUAAAGAAAACAUACAAAAACAAUCUGGAUCCUUGUAGAAAAGACUUGUUCAGUUUGUCUCAUUCCGGUCAUAUAAAGAUCAUGCACAACGGAUGAAAAACAUUCCAUACCGUCAAUGAACCAUACUGCCUUCUAAAGUAACUCUCUAGUAAGGAUCCUGUUGAAUAGUUCUUGUUCCCGAGAGAUAUUUUCCCAAGGAUUAUCUGCUAGAAGUAGAGUGGCCGGUAACAGGAAUUUCUGACCGCGCUGCCCUCUGCUAACGUGGCUGGAAAGGUGACCAGGGUAGUAGGUCGUGUUGGAUCCUGCAUCCAUGCUAAGGCACGCUUCACUUUUCUCCUGUAAAAGUAGUUUGAGGAUCCAGUGAGGUAGCGAUUUCCUGGGUUUACAGAAUUACCGUCGUUCUCUCUGGCAGGAAUGCAAGGUCCGUGAAGGCAAAGGGCUAGGUCUCACGUCCCCAGACCUACAGAGCACAGUCGGGCGCAAUCAGCCGUAAGAAGCUUGAGCUUCCCGACGUCGGGGCACCGGCUCCUGGAGCUCCGCUCGCCCCUAGGUCAGUGGUCCGCGGAGCCCUUCCCCAAGAAACGGUGCGUCCGCCACUCACUGGAAGUCUGGCUCCGCGCCCCGGCUUCCCAGAGCGCAGGUGCGGCCUCGGGGCGCGCCGGCAAGGCCCGCGGGAACCGGCCGCCCGGGUCGCCGGCCGCCCCUCGCCCCGGGAGCCGCGGCCGAGCCCCGCGGGGCGCGCAGCCCCACGCCCCCGGCCCGCCCCGGGAUCGCGCCGCCGCUUGUUUACUCCCCGGCGCAGCCUAGUCCGACCCUGAGGCCCGCCCUCGCCCGCCGCCUAUUGGCGGAGGAGGCGCCAAGGCCGGCGACCAUUGGGCCGGGGGAGGCGGAGGGGUAGGCUGCGCGGGAGGCCGAGAGGGGGCAGCAGGCGAUGGCGGCGGCGGCGGCGGCGGCGGCGGCUCGUCGAGGCUGGUUGCUCGCCGCGCUGUGCCUGGGCGUCGCCGCCGGGGAGGCCGCGUCGGGCCCGCGGGUGCUGGGCGUCUGUCUGGAGGAAGACGGAGACGCGGACGCGGGGUGGGCGCGCGGAGGAGAGGCGCGGGCCGCCCCGGAGGCCGCCUUCCGCCUGCGCCUCUUCGGCUCGGGCUUGGCCAACAGCUCCUGGUCCUGGGUGGCCCCCGAGGGGGCGGGCUGCCCCGAGGGCGGGCCGGCCGCGACGCCCGGGGAGGAGGCGGCGGCGGCGGCGGCGGCGGCGGCGGCGGCCCCCGCGGGCGAGUGGCGCGCGCUCGCGCUGCUGCGCCUGCGCGCCGAGGCCGUGCGCCCGCAUUCGGCGCUGCUGGCGGUGCGCGUGGAGCCGGGCGGCGCGGCCGCGGAGGAGGCGGCGCCGCCCUGGGCGCUGGGCCUGGGGGCGGCGGGGCUGCUGGCGCUGGCGGCGCUGGCGCGGGGCCUGCAGCUGAGCGCGCUGGCGCUGGCGCCCGCCGAGGUGCAGGUGCUGCGCGAGAGCGGCACGGAGGCCGAGCGUGCGGCGGCGCGGCGCCUGGAGCCCGCGCGGCGCUGGGCCGGCUGCGCCCUGGGCGCGCUGUUGCUGCUGGCCAGCCUGGCGCAGGCGGCGCUGGCGGUGCUGCUGUACCGCGCGGCCGGCCAGCGCGCCGUGCCCGCCGUGCUGGGCAGCGCGGGGCUCGUGUUCCUCGUGGGCGAGGUGGUGCCGGCCGCCGUGAGCGGGCGCUGGGCGCUGGCGCUGGCGCCGCGCGCGCUGCUGCUCAGCCGCCUGGCCGUGCUGCUGACCCUGCCGGUGGCGCUGCCCGUGGGCCAGCUGCUGGAGCUGGCGGCGCGGCCCGGGCGGCUGCGCGAGCGCGUGCUGGAGCUGGCCCGCGGCGGCGGCGACCCCUACAGCGACCUCAGCAAGGGCGUGCUGCGCUGUCGGACCGUGGAGGAUGUGCUCACGCCGCUCGAGGACUGCUUCAUGCUGGACGCCGGCGCCGUGCUGGACUUCGGCGUCCUGGCCAGCAUCAUGCAGAGCGGCCACACGCGCAUCCCGGUGUACGAGGAGGAGCGCUCCAACAUCGUGGACAUGCUGUACCUCAAGGACCUGGCCUUCGUGGAUCCCGAAGACUGCACGCCGCUCAGCACCAUCACCCGCUUUUACAACCAUCCGCUCCACUUCGUCUUCAACGACACCAAGCUGGACGCCGUCCUGGAGGAGUUCAAACGAGGGAAGUCUCACCUGGCCAUCGUGCAGAAGGUGAACAACGAGGGUGAAGGUGACCCCUUCUACGAGGUGCUGGGCCUCGUCACCCUGGAGGACGUCAUUGAGGAGAUCAUCAAGUCUGAGAUCCUGGAUGAGUCUGAGGACUACCGAGAUGCCACUGUCAGGAAGAAGCCUGCUCCUCUGAGUGCCCCUCUCCGGCGAAAAGAGGAAUUCUCCUUGUUCAAGGUGUCUGACGAGGAAUAUAAAGUGAAAAUCUCGCCUCAGCUGCUCUUGGCCACCCAGCGCUUCCUGUCUCGAGAGGUGGAUGUAUUCAGCCCCCUGCGAAUCUCCGAGAAGGUCCUGCUGCACCUGCUGAAGCAUCCCAGCGUCAACCAGGAAGUGAGGUUUGACGAGAGCAACCGCCUGGCUGCACACCAUUACCUGUACCAGCGCAGCCAGCCGGUGGAUUAUUUCAUUCUCAUCCUGCAGGGCAGGGUUGAGGUGGAGAUCGGGAAAGAGGGCCUGAAGUUCGAGAACGGAGCCUUCACCUACUACGGAGUGUCCGCCCUGACAGCGCCGUCCUCGGUUCACCAGUCCCCAGUGUCCUCGCUCCAGUCCGUCCACCAUGACCUGCAGCCAGAGCCAGCCGAUGGUGCUCGCUUGUCUGCAUACUGUCCUGACUACACCGUGAGGGCCCUCUCCGACCUGCAGCUCAUCAAGGUCACGCGGCUGCAGUACCUCAAUGCACUCCUGGCCACUCGAGCCCAGAACCUGCCACAGUCCCCGGAGAACACAGACCUCCAGGUCAUCCCAGGCAGCCAAACCAGGCUGCUCGGUGACAAGACAGUCCCAGCAGCAGGGCCCAACCAUGGCAGACCCGGCCUCCCAGUGGAGGAGAGCCCUGGGCGGAACCCGGGGGUUUAACUGCUUGCCAGGCAGCCCCAGGUCUGGGUGAUGGACAAGCACGUGGGGAAGUGGAGAGCCGAGGAGUGGCUUCCUGUCAGCCCGUCCCCAUCCCCUCCAGGCCACGUUUUAGAUGGCCCUUAGAGAUGUGGGUCCUGGGCUGUCCUCAGAAGCAGACCUCAGUGCCAGGAGCCUUCAGCAGGUCCUGCCCUCCUUUAGGAAGUGGGGGUCAGUUGGGGCACAGCCUUCCGGGCCUGCUUCUGAAGGGAAUGAACAGAACACUGUCAUCUCUGGUCCCUAGGACCCAGCCUUCUCCCUGUGACAGUGCAGUGUAUUUAUACCUCUUUGGGCCAAGCCAUGAUGUGAGUGCACGAUUACGGCCUUUAUGUGGCCAUGACCUAUACUCACUUUGCUUUUAAUUUGCCAACCUGCUGCUGGCAGCACUUUUUGAGCGAACCAGGAGCACUAUUUGUGGCUGGGGGUUCACAUCCAUGGCCUGGGCUGCAGUGAACUAGUUGGCCUCCCUUACGGUGCCAUGUUUCAAAGCACGCGCCCCAGCCUGUUCCAUGUGCCAAACCUUGAAGCACGAUGACCCACCAAUAUGUCCCAGUGUCCGGCUCCCUCCUGUGGAGGUUGCUGCUUGGAGCCCCCAGCAAGUGAGCCGGCCCCUAGUGGCACAGGGGAGGCUGCUCGUUCCGCUUCUCUGUCUGUCCUGCUUGGUUGCCACUAACAGUAUUGUCAUUUUCUGUGUUUGAAGAAGAGAGGUCACACCGGGGAGGAAGGGGUGUGCUGCCCCUAACCUUUCUCAGUUGCUGGGUCCAGGGAGAGUAACCGACUUUGUACCUUCCCCCGUGGCUGGAAUUUUCACGGAGAGCAGCGAGGGAGGGAGGGCUUGGUUAUGAAACAGGUAGAUCCUCAGCCCCUUUCUUUAAUGACAACAUGACAUCAGUUUUUCUUGUAUCUCUGAAACAUUUCAGCUCAUUGCUUCUUUGCUGUUCUUAGCUACAGGGUUUUAGAGAAUUGGGAACAAGAAGGCACUUGUUUUCUUCUGCUUUACCCAUAUUUACGGUCUGCAGUUCUUCAGCUGUGUAGAAACUGGGGUAUUGCAGAGACCUGGGGUUGCAGAAGGGAUAGGGAAGGAGGAGUGUUUCUGGAACUUUUCUCAAAGGAAUUUGGGUCCCUUAUCCAGGACUGGUUAGGAAUGAAGGCCAGAGAACAGUGGCAUGCUGGCUUAGCAACUUCUCAAGGAAUUCUAAGAGCAAGCCCAGGUGGGAAACCUACUUUACGAUCAUCUUUCCCUGAACAGUGCUGCUUAACCUUGGCUGCACAUUAGAAUCACCUGGCAAACUGAAAAAUACUGAUACCUGGAACCCCCCCCCCCCGCCCCUUCCAGGGAGCCUGAUUUGAUUAUUCUAGGCAUCAGGAUUUUGUUUUUUGAAACAAUUUUAAUUUUUAAAAAAAUUUUUUUUUUUUAAGUAAGCUUCACACCCGGCGUGGGGCUUGAACUCCCAACCCUGAGAUCAAGAGUCAAGUGCUCUCCUGAUGGAGCGAGCCAGGCAUCCCUGAAACAGUUUUAGAGUCACCUAAGAGUUCCAUACACUCUUCAUCCAGCUUCCCCUAAUAACGUUUUACAUAAUCUGGUACAUCUAUCAGAACUAAAAAAAUUAACAUUGGUACAAAAUUCAAUUAGAUUUUAUUUGGAUCUUAUCAGUUCUUCCAAUAAUGUCCUUUUUCUGUUGCAGGAUCCAAUCCAGGAUACCAAGUUGCAUUUAGAGUUCUUCCUUUUUUCUUUCUUUUUUGAAACCAUUACAGAUUCUUAGGAAAUUGCAAGCUAGGGACCUUUCACCCGGUUUUCUUCAAUGGUUACUCUUAAACAUAGAAUACAGUAUCAAAACCAAGAAGCUAAAAAAAAAAAAAACAAAAAAAAAAAAAACAAAACAAAACCAAGAAGCUGACACUGGCACUAUGUGGGUGGAGCUUUCUCUGUCCUCACGGGUAGAUUUGUGUAGCUGCCACAGCAGUCUAGAUAAAUGACUGUCCCACCACCACGAGGCUCUCCCUCUGGCAUACCGUUAACCCACCCCACCCCCUCGGCCCCCAUCUCUAAUCCCUGGCAACCACUAAUCUAAUAUUUUGUCAUUUCAAGAAUGUUGUGUAAGUGGGAUCAUACAGUACGUAACCGCUCGGGAUUGGCUUUUUUCACUCAGCGUUAUAUUCUGGAGCUACAUCCAGGUUGUAGCGUGUGUCAAUAGCUCAUUCCUUUUGAUUGCUGCGUAGUAUUCCUUGAUAUACUCACUGUCCUGUGGAAGGACAUCUGAGUGGUUUCCAGUUUUUGGCUAUUCCAAAUAAAGCUGCUAUGAACAUUCAUUACAGGUUUUUGUGUGGAUAUUGGUUUUCUGAGGUAAAUGUCCAGUAUUACAGUUGCUAGGUCGUGUGGCUGUUGCAUGGUUCGUUUUUUAAAGAAACUGCCACAUGUCUUUAGAGUAUACAAUUCUACGUUUCCACCAGCAGCAUGUGAGUAAUUGAGUUUCUCUGAAUCCUCAACUCAUUUGGUAUUAUCACCAUUUUUUAGCCAUUCUGGUAGGUGCAUAGUGAGAUCUCGUGGUUUCCAGUUGUAUUAACAUAAUGGCUGAUGUGUAUCUUUGUGUGCUUAUUUUGUGAACUGUUCUUGUUUUUCACCCAUUUCUAGUUGGAUUGUUUGGUCUUAGUUCUCAGAGUUCUUUAUAUAUUCUAAAUACUAGUCCUUUGUUGGCUUUUUGGGUUUGCAAAUAUUUUCUCCAAGCCUUUAGUUUAUUCUUUCAUUCUCUUAACAUAUCCUUUAUAGAGCAAAAGUUUAAUUUUGAUGAAGUUUAGUUUACCGGUUUUUCUUUUAUGGAUUGUGCAUUUGGUAUCAUGUCUAAGAAUUACCUAGCCCUCCUGGAUCCCAAAGAUUGUCUCCUAGGUUUUUUUCCUAAAAUUUUUAUAGUUUUGGAGCACUUAGGUGGCUCAGUCCUGUUAAGGAAUCUGCCUUUGGCUCAGGUCAUGAUCCCAGGGUGUUGGAAUCAAGCCCCACAUCGGGCUCCCUGCUCAGCAGGGGAAGUCUGCCUCUCCCUCUGCCUGUUGCUUCCCCUGCUUGUGCUCGCCCUCACGCUCUCUCAAAAUUUAAAAUUUUUAGUUUUCUACUUGAAGUCUGUGGCCCAUUUUGAGUUAAUUUGUAUAAGAUUUAGGUCAAGGGUUUAUUUUUUUUAUUUUUUUUAUUAUUUUUUAUUUAUUUACGAUAGUCAUACAGAGAGAGAGAGAGAGAGGCAGAGACACAGGCAGAGGGGGAAGCAGGCUCCAUGCACCGGGAGCCUGACGUGGGACUCGAUCCCGGGUCUCCAGGAUCGCGCCCUGGGCCAAAGGCAGGAGCCAAACCGCUGCGCCACCCAGGGAUCCCAGGUCAAGGGUUUAUAAUUUUUUUUAGCUUAUAGAUGUCCAGUUGUUCUAGCACCAUUUGUUGAAAAGUCUUUCCUCUGUAGAAUUUUCAUUUACACCUUCAUCCAAAAUCGGGUGGGCAGAUUUGUGUCUGUUUCUGGGUUGUCUCCUCUGUUCUGUUGAUCUGUGUCUGUCCCUCCAUGAAUUACCCCAUUGUCUUGAUUACCUGUAGCUUUAUAGUAAAUUUUGAAAUUGGGUAGACUGGUUCUUCCCACUUUACUUUUCAAAAUUGUUUCAGCUAUGAGGUUUUUGUUUUUUUUGUUUGUUUGUUUGUUUUUUUAGAGGUUUAUCUAUUUAGAGAACAGGGGGAGGGACAGAGAAUUCUGAAGCAGAUACCCCACUGAGCGAGCAUGGGGUCCAACAUGGGGCUAGAUCCCAGGACCCUGAGAUCAUGAUCUGAGCCAAAAUCAAGAGUCUGGUGCUUAACCAACUGAGCAACCCAGGUGCCCCUUAGUUAUGAGUUUUUAAAUCAUCUUAACUAUAUCUACAAAAAAAAAAAAAAUCUUGCGAUAUUAGGUAGGAGCUGCAUUAAACCUGUGUAUCAAUUUGGGGAGAAUUGACAUCUUUUACUAGGUCUCAUCUUCCUAUCCUCAAACAAGGUGUUUCUCCCAUGUAAGUCCUCUUUGAUUUUAAUCAUUAGUGUAUUGUAGUUUUCAAAAGUCCUUAAAUGUUAGAUUUACAUCUACAUGUUUUUAAAGGCAAUUUUAAAUUAAAUUUGAUUUUCAUGGUG
Messenger RNA from Nyctereutes procyonoides (raccoon dog), 8909 nucleotides. RefSeq names its product cyclin and CBS domain divalent metal cation transport mediator 3 (gene CNNM3). Gene Ontology annotation, biological process: magnesium ion homeostasis; transport. The record is from RefSeq and is a predicted model, not a curated record. Gene Ontology annotation, molecular function: transmembrane transporter activity. Lineage: Eukaryota; Metazoa; Chordata; Mammalia; Carnivora; Canidae. The transcript is spliced from 9 exons. Gene Ontology annotation, cellular component: plasma membrane. The coding region runs from base 2570 to 4747 and encodes 725 amino acids.